AUGGCGGCCGUUAAGACGGCGUUUCACAGGCUUCCUCGCAGAAAUAGAACUCUCGUCCGAGUCACAGCCUGCGCGCUUCUUCUUGUCGUCGUCUCAUCCCUCAGUGCUCAUGCCGCUGACAUGAAAACCCGCGGGGGCACCCAACCAGCGCCCAGUACUCAACCAACGCCCAGCACCCAGCCAACGCCCGGAUACACCAAGCCACCCACCUUGCCGCCGUCCGCUCCGACCAGUUCUAGCAACUCGGGGAGCGGAUCCCCGUUCGACCAGGACCCUUUCGGCGGCUCGACGCCCACGGUGACUCCCGUUGACUCGGACGACCCGCUGAGCGGCGAGGAGGAUCCGGCCGGCCAGCCUCCGCCCACGCCCUCCGCCACCCCCGCGCCAAACCCGCCGAAGGAAUCGCCUCCGCCUACCAAACCUGCGCCGUCUCAACCCAAGCCUUCCCCGGUUCCUGCGGCGCCGGUCAACAAGCCCACGUCAACGCCGUCAGCGCCGUCAGCGCCGUCGUCAGUCAUCUCGCAAGCAACGGGUUCGGCGGGGAAGUCGUUCGGUGGGUCGACGGGGAAGAGUCCUGUGAACCAAGUGGGGAAGACUCAAACGGGUACGGUAAACCCAAAGCCGAAGCCUAAGCCGUCGAAUGGAAAGGUCAAAGCGAGCCAGGCUGACGAUGACAGCGACGUAAUCAUCGGGCCCGCACCCUGCCUCCAGUCUACUCUGUCAGGCUUCACGAAUUCCGUCAAUCUGACGCGGCUUGGCGGGUUGAGCUUGCACUGGAAGAUAACGAGCCAAUCGUCGAUCGACUUUGCUCUGGAGGCGAAAGCGACAAGCAAGGGGAAGAGCGGAUGGGGCGCCGUGGGCUGGUCUGCGCGGAAAAGCAAGUUCCCGUCGGAUCUGAUUGUUGGUAACCUGCCGAAAGUAUCAGUCGGUGCUUACGAUAUUUACGGUUACGGCGCGGGCUCGACUCUCAAGUCGAAGUCGGUUCACCUCAGCGACACGAGCAUCGAAAAGCCCGGUGCCGGCGGUUUCAUCGCAAGGUUUACUCGCUCCACGGACGACGGAACAGUGCCAGUCCAGAUCGGCCCGAACCGCCUCAUCUGGGCGUGGUCGGUCGAGAACACCGAGGAUGUCGCGCUCCGGAAGAGCCGCCGCGGCGAGCUCGUUGUUGAUCUCACCUGCGCCGCGGGAGCCCAGCCUGUGACGACCCAGAGCAACCCGAAAAGCCCCAAGACCCCGUCGCCGGCCAAAACCAGCCCUCCUGUCGUCAAGAGCCCCGCUAAGUCUCCGUCCGUCCCCUCCAAGUUUCCGUCAAUCCCCCCUAAGUCCCCAGCUGUCCCCGGUAAAUCUCCGACUGUUCCCCCUAAAUCUCCGGCGACGCCUUCGCCGAAGCCUCCGACCACCCCCGCGACUAAGCCUGGUGUGACGCCCGCCAAGAACACGAGCAGCAGCGGCGGCGGAAGCGGCGGAAGCGGGGGGCUGAAGACGGGGAACUCGUGCGACGCGUCGUCCCUGCUAGGAUUCACCUUCUCGACGCCUCUGGUGCUGAACAAGCUCUACCUGCACUGGAAGAUCAUCGGAACCGACACUCUCAAGGUCGCCGUGGAGGCCAAGUCCGGAACGAACGUGGACAACGGGUGGUACGGGAUUGGCUGGUCGCGCGAAGGCGCCAUGGCCCCCGCCGACGCCGUUCUGGGGAAUCUGGCGGGCGGGCAAGUGAAGGCGUACAUGCUGGGGGGCUACACCAAGACGGGCGUGCAGCUGUCGAAUCGGCUCACGCUGAGCAACGACAGAGGAACGUCGACGACUGGGACCGGCAACACCAUGUUCUGGUUCUAUAGGAAGGUUGCUGAUGGCGGGCUAGCCCCGAUAAUGGACCUCAAGACGCCAUCUUACAUCAUCUGGGCGUACGCUCAGGACAUGUUUCAGACCGUGGGGUACCACGGGACCAACCGCGGGUUGCACCAGAUUGACUUCUCGUGCAAUCAACGGCCCAAGGUGAUCAUGGCGCCCGGGAGCAACAAGAUCAACGACAAAGAUGAUGACGACGAUAAUUGA
Messenger RNA from Closterium sp. Naga37s-1, 2055 nucleotides. NCBI's taxonomy places the organism in Eukaryota, Viridiplantae, Streptophyta, Zygnematophyceae, Desmidiales, Closteriaceae. The record is from the annotation of a GenBank genome assembly.